ACUUUUCCCUUUUAACAGUGAUAUAUAAAAGCUUCACUCUGGAGAUUAAUGAGGCACGAUGAUGAUCAGACGAUCUGCAGAUGAAACACUUGGGAUGGAUUUCAUCAGCAACACAUGCUCACCUUUCAACAUCCAGGAUCCUGUCUGAGAAACCUGAAGCAUGCUCCCUGAUUUUACAGAUAUUAGAAUGGAGGAUGGAGUCAGUCUGAAUGACUUUCUGCUGUUUUCCUGCUGAACAACAUGGAGUCCGUAAGACUGACGAUGGCCACAGCAAAGUACACAGUGGUUGGAGAGACGCUACGCUAUGUGAUCCCCACCCACAUGCAGUGCUCCAUCGGGUGUGGAGGCCGAGCCUGCAAAUACGAAGACCCGUCACGCUGGAGUGAAGACCAACAGGCCAUCAGAGGCCUCUACUCCUCCUGGAUCACAGACAACUUACUCGCCAUGGCACGACCUUCUACUGAAAUAAUAAAGAGGUACAACAUCAUCAAGCAAUUCCAAAGGUGUGGGUUGAGGACAGUAAUUAACCUGCAGCGACCCGGCGAACAUGCUGACUGUGGAAACCCGCUAGAGCCGGAAAGCGGCUUUACCUACCUGCCUGAGACCUUCAUGGAGGCUGGCAUUUAUUUUUACAACUUUGUAUGGAACGACUACGGCGUGGCCUCCCUCACUGCCAUCCUGGACAUGGUGAAAGUCAUGUCCUUCGCCAUGCAUGAGGGGAAAGUUGCUGUUCACUGCCACGCAGGACUCGGGAGAACAGGUGUCCUUCUUGCCUGCUUCCUGUUGUUCACUUCGCGCAUGACUGCCAACCAGGCCAUUUUAACGGUGCGAUCCAAACGACCGAAUUCCAUCCAGACCAGAGGACAGCUGGCGUGUGUUCGGAACUUCGCAAAGUUCUUGGCUCCGCUGAGGAACGUGUUUGCCCACGCUGAACCGAGAGCCAAUCCCGUCACGCUGCCCCAGUUCCUGAUUCGUCAGAAACACAUCCUGCAUGGAGAUGAGGCUCGGCAGCUGAGAUACAUACCAAAACUUGUGCCACUCGUCUGCAAGCUCUUGCUGGACAUUGCGGAGAAGCGGCAGGUCAUCGAGGAGGAUGUUCUCGAGGUUCCAGACAUAUCUGAUGACGAGAACUCGGUUUGUUUUAAUACCAGAUCAGAACCUCAGAUCAGCAGUCACAUCAUGGUAGGAGCGGUUAAUUUCAAUCUACCUCGACUUCCAGGUCCAUUCGCGACUCCUAAGCACAGCUCCCAGGUGCCUCUUCACUACGCUCACAAGAACCUUAGCUACAGCGACUCAGAUCUGCGGAAACACUGCGAUACGCUAAACCUCUCAGGAAACCACUGUGUGAGGGCUGUGUCUCAAAUCAACAUGUCCCAUAACUGCCCUGAUGCCCCUCAGGGCACGCUGAGAGAUUUAUCCAGCUAUGGUUCCUGCAGCAGCCUGUGGGAUCUAAAGGCACGAGUGGAACAGGAAGAGGGACGUUCUCUUCUGAGCACUCGGCAUCAGUUGGUUCUACAGCGCAGCCAGUCGCUUGGUGUCUCCAAACAAACUCAGAAACAGAGGAACUUCUCGAAGGCACUGCUGUGGAAGAACAGUCAUGAAUGGAAUCAAAGGAACUAUAAAGGAGGUGAUGAUGAGGAGGAGGAAGAGGAGGAAGAGGAGGAGGUUCAGGUAUCAGAGGUGCCAUUCCUCACCAUCCAGUCGGAGCUGACUCUAGAGGCUCGGCGUCUGCUGGUUGCUCAGUCACUCGCGCUCGACCUGAAGCGUGAUGGAAAAGAGGAACAUGCCCACAAUGUCAGCAAUUGGCAGAUGGAUCUGAACUGUCAGGGAGGAUUUGAACGUCUGUGUUCGGAGAGAGAUCCGUUUGUUCUGACAGGAAUCCUGUGGUCCUGGUUAGAGCAGCUGAAGGAACCCGUUAUCUCACCUGCAGAUGUUCAGACACUGAAACAACAAAACACAGACCCUAAAACCCUCCUACAUCCUCUCCAGCGGGCCUCGAAGGAGACGCUGCUGUGUGUGUUGGAGUGUUUCGCUCGUCUCCUGGUGAUGCCUGAGGAGGUGGAGGAAGCGUUUGUGGAGAGAAUAAUCAAGGCCUUCACACAGAUGGAGAACGCUGGUGAAGGUCACGAUGUCUACGAGACAAUGACGUGGAUCCUGAGGCGUGUUUUACGGGACCUGAGGAGGAAUGCCAUGGACGAGCUGGACGCAGUGCAGUAGCAGCAGCAGUAGCAGGGUG
This is a messenger RNA of Hemibagrus wyckioides, 2236 nucleotides long. It is a transcript of the gene ptpdc1b, whose product is annotated as protein tyrosine phosphatase domain containing 1b. Gene Ontology annotation, biological process: cilium assembly; protein dephosphorylation. The transcript has 10 exons. NCBI's taxonomy places the organism in Eukaryota, Metazoa, Chordata, Actinopteri, Siluriformes, Bagridae. Bases 241 to 2217 code for a protein of 658 amino acids. The record is from RefSeq and is a predicted model, not a curated record. Gene Ontology annotation, molecular function: protein tyrosine/serine/threonine phosphatase activity.